This is a messenger RNA of Acomys russatus (golden spiny mouse), 609 nucleotides long. It is a transcript of the gene Gsc2, whose product is annotated as goosecoid homeobox 2. The transcript has 3 exons. Gene Ontology annotation, biological process: regulation of transcription by RNA polymerase II. Gene Ontology annotation, molecular function: RNA polymerase II cis-regulatory region sequence-specific DNA binding; DNA-binding transcription factor activity, RNA polymerase II-specific. The coding region runs from base 4 to 609 and encodes 201 amino acids. NCBI's taxonomy places the organism in Eukaryota, Metazoa, Chordata, Mammalia, Rodentia, Muridae. The record is from RefSeq and is a predicted model, not a curated record. Gene Ontology annotation, cellular component: nucleus.
GGCAUGGCGACCGCAAACAGCACGGCGAGCCGCAGGGACACUGGACGACCCUGCUCUUUCUCCAUCGAGCACAUCCUCUCCAGCCUGCCCGAGCGCAGGCCCUCGGUGCGGCCACCGCAGCCUGUCGGUGGCCGGAACCCGGCUGACCUCGACGAGCCCGAGACGUCCGCCGCCUCUGCGCCUUGCUCCUGCUGUUGCUGCUGCGGUCCUCGCCCCGCGCCCCGCGGAGCCCCGGAGGCGGCGUCCGGGCCCGGCGUGCGGCUAGCGUGGCCGCUGAGGCUGGCGCCCGCGUCACCCUCCCCUUUGACAGCGCCGAGCGCAGGCUCCCAGGCGCUGACCAGCACUAGCGGCUCCGGCCCGCAGCGGCGCACGCGGCGCCAUCGCACCAUCUUCAGCGAGGAGCAGCUGCAGGCGCUCGAGGCGCUUUUCGUACAGAACCAGUAUCCCGACGUGGGCACGCGCGAACGCUUGGCGGUCCGCAUCCGCCUGCGGGAGGAGCGCGUGGAGGUCUGGUUCAAGAACCGUCGGGCCAAGUGGCGACACCAAAAGCGUGCUUCCUGCUCGAGGCUCCUGCCUGGGGCCAAGAAACCUCCCAAGGAGAGCUGUUGA